AUGGAAAAGUCGAAACACGACCCUCAGACCAUCCAGGAACACCACGAUGACUAUGUUGGGAGCGCCGGCCAGCACAGCACGAUUAUGAUGUCUGCGGAAUUGGGAGCAGUGGAAACAUGGCGGGGAGGAUGCUGCGAUGGAAGCAGGGACGAGGACGAGCGACAUUCGAUCAGGGCCUGGUCCCGCGGUCGCUCGUUGUCGACAUUUCGGAAUCGGGGCCAAACGGCUGGUGUACCGGCUUCUUGCACUACACGGCGGCAGACUCGCUCUCUCUCAGCGUUGGCAUACCUCUUGACCAUAGUUGUUGCCAGUCUCUGGAUUGUGCCGGCCGGUGCAGUCUUCAUCGACUUCCAAAAUUGUCUCUCGGAUUCGGUCCAGCACGAUGAACCGAUACAACUGCAGUUCGUUCCGAUGUUUAUGGAUGCUGUUUUCAACACCACAGCCCCAAGCCAUAAUCUACAAGUGAGGGUAUGGGGGAACGUCACCGGAUCGGGCCCUACGACUAAAGUCCUUCUGCCGCCGCCAGAGGAUCCAUAUUGGGGGAGCAAUGAUUCCAACCGUGGGGGAAAGAUUAUAAAUAUCCCGGAUCCCACACUGGCGAGCCCGAAACUCACAACGCUGUUCAGCAAGGUCAAUGUCCUUACUUACGAGCCGUGGAGUGACUCCGUCGAUUUCUGCGGCCAGCUGGAGAACGGGUCAUGUCCCCUUGGGCCCAACUGGAGAGCCGACCCGGAGAGGCCAGACGGAUUAGCGUCAUUCGGCUUCUCGAAUAACUUCUACUCGUCAUAUGCGUUUACCUCCUUCAGUACAACCCUCAUGAUCAAAUAUGGCGAUCCGGAUGCUACGCCUGUUGGUUGCGUUUCAGGGACCAUCACACCGGAUAUUGGGAGCGGCCUCACUAGAGUUACUACGUUUAUCCCCAUGAUCAUUCUCAUUAUCGUUGGGGUUGCAACGGCGUUUGCGGGGAUAUUUAGCCCUUGGGGAUCGACUGAUAUACUUCGGUGGACCACAAAUUAUGGACGAGAUGAGGACCUGCUCCGACUAGUAACGCCUGGGUUCGGGGAUUGCUUGCAAUACAUCCAGUUUGUGGCUCUAACUGGAGGCCUAACGCUCAAUUAUCCCGGGUUCUAUCAACCCAUCGUCAGCAAGGUUGCAUGGUCUGCCCUUAUGUUCAACCAGAGUUUUGUCAGCCAGGGGAAUGGAACUGCCAGUCUAGUUGAUGGCAUAUAUGUCACACAUGGCAGCUAUGGUCUCGACAGGCUUCGACAAUAUGUGGGCAUGAGCGAGGUGCAUGACGUUUGGGCUGGGAUGACCGUGUGGCUACUAGUGAUCCUUGGAGUUGUUUUGAUCGUCAUUCAAGUUGGAUUCCUAUUUCGUUGGGUGUAUCGGCAUAUCAACAACACUCAGGAAGAGGAUUUGAGAGCAAAGAAUUUCCCUUUCUCCGUGGGAAAUGUCAUCCGGAUGGUCUUCAACUACUUCCUCCUGCCAAUUGUUGCACUAUCCAUGUUUCAGUUAGUGGAAGCAGGGAAUCAGUCGCCUAACUUCGUUGUGGGAUUGGCAGUAACAAUGCUGGUAGUGAUAUUUGGAUUCGCUAUCUGGCUUCUCUACUUUAUCGUAUCGACAAGACCUAGGUCGUAUCUUUUCGACGACCUACCGACGGUGCUUCUUUACGGCUCCUUGUACAACACCUAUUCCGACAAUACUGCUUCCUUCGCUCUUAUCCCCGUACUACUAACAAUCGUUCGAGGGAUCGCGAUUGGAGUCGUACAACCCUCUGGGAUAGCACAGCUCGUUCUUCUCGCGAUCUGCGAGAUUAUUUUCACGCUGACCCUCCACGCCUUCCGGCCGUUCCACUCGCCGACAUCGAUGAAUGCAUUCCAUACCUUCUUCUCCGGAGUCCGACUGGCUACUGUUCUUCUGAUGGUAGCUUUUACCCCGUCGCUUGGAGUCACUGAUGGGCCGAAGGGUUGGAUCGGAUAUACUAUCCUUAUGAUGCAUGCCAUUGUAAUGAUAUUAGGAUUUCUUCUCAAUGCUAUACAGACCAUCGUGGAGGUUGCGGCUCGGAUGUUAGGCGCAGGCGGAGACGACGCUGGUGCAACCAGAGGUGGCCUGUCUAAAGUGUUCGGCAUGCGGCAACUGUCUAGACGCUUGCCUCGGCGUGAUGGGGCCUCAAGGCAAAGCCAACUAUCCAACGCCGCUAUGUUGGAUGCUGAGAAUGAUCGAAAGGCGUAUAUGAUGGAUGGCGGAAGGCUUAGGAGCCAGUCGGCUGGUAGCACUGGUGUACUCCUCAACAGACAGAGCACUGCCAUGGAAUCUAGUGGCGUUGAUCCAUUUGGAGCGAUACCUCCACACCAGCUUCCUAGUGGUUCAUACACCCCGACUACCCCAGGCGAGGCCAGUACGUUCUCAUUCUUACCUUCAGCAGCUGCUCCAUCUGGCCACACUCGGAAUCGAAACUCGGACGGAUUAGGCAGCCCAGAGCAGGCAGAACCGUGGUACUAUCGGCCCCCCAGAUUGAGACGGCCAACUGUAACUGGCUAUUCCCCAGCUGCAAGAAGCAGAGCAUCAUGGGCAAGCGGGGACUGGCCAAAUAAAGCCGGAAGUCAACGAGACUCCGGUGGUGCGGAUCUAGCCGAUGAAGGCCCAUCCAUAUCUGGGCGCAAUACACCGCUUCCCCAACAACCAUUAGAUGGCAGUCCCGAGCCCAAACGCUCAAAGGCAGAUUAUAGUACGCGUGAGGUGGACUUCUAUUAUGGCGUCCGGGGGCCAGCGCUCAAUGCCAAUGUUCCUGGUCGAAGGAUAAAAACGGGCCCGGCAGACCCUACUGGCCCUGCAGCUUCAGCGGCCGGGUGGUUUAAGAGCUUAUUUGGGGGCAAAACCAAGGAGCAGGGCAAGGGAUUUGAGGUCGUGCGUAGUGCGAGAAUGCCUCCAGGCAUGAAGCGACCUGGGGAAGAAUCGCCGCCUGAAGGUGUACCCGUUGCGACUGGAGGGGUACGCAACGGGCCUAUCGACUCAGACGAUGAAUCUGUUCGCCCACGAGCUGCAGGCGGUGACGGAUCGAUUCCUAAUGUAGAAUCCGCAGCUGAAGGCGAUAAUUUAGUCAGCCCCUUGGGGUCAGACGAUGACGAUUCCCACGAUGACCAUGAUGAUGAUUUUGAGAUGUCCAGAAUAUCAGACGUUCCCCCAAUGCUACCGGGCAUCGAACUUCCGGAGGGAGGCAUUGAGUUGCCUAGCAGGUUUCCUUCAAAGGCCACGUCAAGAGGUAGUACGAGACGGCAAAAGCCUUUAGGCCCCGACUUUGUUUCCCGUGUUCCAUCCAACAAACCUUCAGUCCCACGGAAAAGUUCCAGAAGGCAAUCUCAAAGCGUGGACCUCACCGUACCAGGCAACCAUCUCAUGCCGCAAGGACAACACCAGCACCAAACCUCCCUCGACGCGUCCAACCUGCCCUUCGAUCGCUCCAACUCCAAUGCCCGUCAAUCCACCAUCUCCUCCAAUUCAAAUUCCACCAUGAUAACGUCAGAAAACGGCCCCGAUGGGCAUUCCCGAACCCAUUCCUCGGCGCUGGGCAAAUUUUCUGCGGAUAUCCAAGGUGAUCGGCCGACAAGUAUGGGGUUUGUGAAUCAGCAUAAUAUUCGGACUAUUAAUCAGUCUGAAAACCCAGAUUUUCUGGGUACGACGGCUGAGGUUGUUGACGGCAGAAAUAGUGGGGCUUCGAGUUUAGAGGGCUCGAGAACUUAG
Messenger RNA from Venustampulla echinocandica, 3741 nucleotides. RefSeq lists its product as uncharacterized. Bases 1 to 3741 code for a protein of 1246 amino acids. The record is from RefSeq and is a predicted model, not a curated record. The transcript is spliced from 2 exons. Gene Ontology annotation, biological process: transmembrane transport. Lineage: Eukaryota; Fungi; Ascomycota; Leotiomycetes; Helotiales; Pleuroascaceae.